Drosophila simulans is the source of this 891-nucleotide messenger RNA. RefSeq names its product farnesol dehydrogenase. The record is from RefSeq and is a predicted model, not a curated record. Lineage: Eukaryota; Metazoa; Arthropoda; Insecta; Diptera; Drosophilidae. The transcript is spliced from 2 exons. The coding region runs from base 31 to 774 and encodes 247 amino acids.
GGAGGUUUUAUUUGACUCACAGUCGCCGGCAUGGAACGUUGGCAUAACUGCGUAGCAGUGGUGACCGGAGCCAGUUCGGGAAUCGGAGCGGAAAUCGCCCGAAAGCUGGUCUCCGCUGGCGUCAUGGUGGUUGCCCUGGCCCGUCGACUGGACCGCUUGGAGCAACUGCGCGAGGAGCUGCCGGAGGAUCGACGAUCUCGAUUGCGUAUCAUGCAGUGCGAUGUCUCGGAUGUGUCAUCCGUAAACGCCGUAUUCGACGCGGUGCUGGGGGAUCUGGGCGGCGUGGACAUUCUUAUCAAUAACGCCGGGAAACUGUCUGGUGGCCAGCUGCUGACCAUGUCGGUAGACACUGUGCAGCAGGUGCUGCAGACGAAUGUUAUGGGCGUGGUCUACUGCACCCAGCGCGCCUUUGAAUCGAUGAGGCAGCGCCAGUCCAUGGGUCAUGUGGUGCUCAUUAACAGCAUUGUGGGUCACUACAUCUUCAAUCCCCUGCCCGGCAGCCAGCAGGAACUCAACGUGUACCCGGCCACCAAGCAUGCGAUCACCGCUCUUACCGAGCUCUUUCGGCAGGAGAUGCGAGAAUUCAAGACCAAAGUCAAGGUCACGAGCAUAAGUCCGGGAUUGGUAAACACAGAGCUAGUGCCUUUGGAAUACAAAAGGCUGCCUAUGCUACAGGCGGAGGAUGUGGCAAGUGCCAUCAUGUAUGUUCUGUCGACGCCUCCACAUGUCCAGGUGCACGAGCUGACCAUCAAGCCCUUGGGCGAACCCUUUUAGGACACCCCUGCAUUGCUCCACUUUGACUACUAAAUAUUUAACUAUGCUGUGCACGUCUUUGCCCUUGGUUUCCUAACUGAAUUAUUCGCGGAUUGAAAUAAACAGAAAUAAAAUAGA